Molecule: messenger RNA, 1361 nt
Organism: Drosophila mojavensis
Lineage: Eukaryota; Metazoa; Arthropoda; Insecta; Diptera; Drosophilidae
Product: prenylated Rab acceptor protein 1
Exons: 3
Coding region: 521-1102 (193 amino acids)
Cellular component (GO): Golgi apparatus
Source: RefSeq, a predicted model, not a curated record
UGCUUUCAGAGAGUUUCAAAUUAUAUUUCGAUAUUUCUUUUCAUUAUUUAAACAUCGAUAAUAGUCGCGCCACUUUCAAACAGGGCUGUUAAAUCAAACCAGCUGUUUUUAACAGAGUUUGCAUUGCUUACGCUGUAUGAUUAAGAGUUGACAGGCUUUGUGUGUGUUGCCACAUCAGAACAAGUUGUUGCUUUUUGUUGUGUGUUUAAAAACAAUAACACCCGAUCGAGGCUUAAAAAUUUUGUCACAAUAAAUUAAUAGUAUGUUUUAGGCAGUAAUAAUACAUUCGUGUGGUGCUCGGUUGAUUACACAUGUGUAAAUAACGUGCAAAUCGUCAAUACGUUGAACACGUCAGAUCUCUCUUAGUGCAGCAUCCGUUGCCGAUAAAAAAAAGAAGCAAUAUAUCAAAAGAGUUCUUUAUCAAUCGGAACCGGAGAAGCACAACUGAGUCAGGCCAAGCAAAUCAAAUAAGUUUAUUUAUUUUGACGAAACCAAGCGAGCAUUAGAAUACAGGCAAAACAUGGCCGAAACGAAUAUUGACGUUAGCGGCGAAAUGGAAAUGCCGUCGCGUUCAUCUGCUGGUGAAAACAAAGUCAACAUUGAUCUGCAAAGCAUCCCCGCACUGCAGAAUUUGCCUUCACCAUUGGAGCUGUUGCACUCGGUGCGACGAUCGCUGCGUCCAUGGACUGUAUUCUUUAACUUGAAUAACUUCAAGUCGGCUGUCAGUAUGCAACGCCUGAAGAACCGUGUUUCACGCAAUCUAUCAUAUUUCCAAAGCAACUACAUAUUCAUAUUUUUCGUACUGAUGAUAUACUGCCUAAUUACAUCGCCGCUUACUCUACUGGUUAUAGCCGCCGUCGCCUUUGGCUGUCAUAAGAUACGAUCGAUCAACAAGAACGUCUGCGUUGUGGGCUGCGAUGUUACACCACAGCAACAGAUUCUGGCUCUCAAUUUGGGCGCGGCACCGCUGCUCAUAUUGGCUGGCGCUGGCGCCGUUCUAUUUUGGACGCUUGGCGCCUCCUGCUUUGUGAUCUUCAUGCAUGCGGUAUUUUACAAUAUUGAUGCGAUUGUGACCGAGGAAAGCGACAGCUUCUAUGUCUAAUUAACGAGCCUGACAACGAAUACGAAUAUACUAGAAUCUUAAAGCCGUAGCUAAUUAGUUUCGCCACACAGGGGCCUUAUUAGACAAUAAGUUUGCAAUUUCUAUAUAUAACUAUAUAUACAUUAAUAUCUAUAUAUAUAUAUGUGGUUAUAUAUAUUUAGAGUAUAAUUCUAACCAUAUCCGAUAUGUAAUUAAGUUUAAUCAGCAGCGCAAGAAAUGUUGCCUUCAACGUAUUGACCAAAUACACAACAAGAAACGA